AUGGCGGCAAGCCACGAUGGUUUGCUUCGAGUGUCUUCUUGCCCGGGACAACUGCAAAUGUCGUGUGCAGGCGAUUUCCUCGCUUUGCCUCUUACAAAAACUAUAAUAGGUGUUUGGUGGCUUGGAGACUUAUCAAGAAAGGUAUGUUACUGUCUUGUUUAAAUUAUUAAUAUCCGAUCUAUGGUCUUAGUUACCGUGUAUAUACAGUCGACUCCCGAUAACUCGAACCUUCAAGGGAAAUGGAAAAAGGUUCGAGUUAUCGGGAGCUCGAAGAAAAUAGCCGGGAGUAAGGAAAAAAACAGUUUUUACUGCACAGUGAGCAUUCUAAUCACAUUUAAUUGUAAAAAUGUUGAGUGAAAAUUGAAAGAUACUGUUACUUUGUUAGAUUAUAAAUCAGAACAUAAAGUAACAAAACGUUGCCUAAAUAGAGCAUGCAUUUUACUUUUUGAGAAGUAAAGCUAUUUCACGUUAGAUUCGUGGCAAACAACAUCAGCCUCCACUAUCGAUCCACUAGUAAACUAUAUGCCUACAACACGUCAAUGGGAAAUUCAAAAUUCAAUGUUUCGGAAGCAGUACACUCUUUUUUCCCGACUUUUUAAGGGCUCAAAACAUGGUUCGAGUUAUCGAGGGUAAAAUAUAUAGAAAUGAUCUGAGGGGAGACAAAAAUUACCCUCGAGUUAGCGGGAGUUUCAAGUUAUCAAGGGUUCGAGUUACCGAGGGUAAAAUUACAGUAAAUGUAUGACGGAAAUCCAGGGGAAAUCGAUUUUGGUUCGAGUAAGCGCGAGGUUCGAGUUAGCGAGGGUUCAAGUCAUCGGAAGUCAACUGUAUAUGUAUGUUCCUGUUAGAACGCGCUGGUUUAUACAGACCAGCUGGUCAUAUCACUGUUCUUCAUGGAUAGAAUCGCUGUGCAGGAUCAUCAGAAGCUCUGUUGGUUUUGAUUGCAACCUACCUUUUGAUUCUUAAAUUUCCAGUCCUCACUGUUUGAGUUAGAAGGAAUGCACCUACAGCUGUACAUUGUACAUGUACAUGUAUGUAGUUAACCCUUCCCUCACCCAAAAUUGUGCCCUAGGUAAGUAGUUUGUGUUAAACUUGAGUUAGGGGAGGGGUAGGUCAGAAGUUUACCAGUAACUUACACUGAAUUUCUUUAUUGUCUGCUUUGGAACAAAUCAGCUGUUAUAUUGAUAAUGGGAAUAAUCCAUUCUUUUUGGAGUCUCAGUGCCAUAGACCUAAUCACAGUUUUUGACACCAUCCUGCUCAGUAGGCAGGCAGGUGAGAAAUGGUGUCACCAUUGAUUUGUAUGUCUGAGAAUCUGAUGUCAAAUAAUUUUAGUGAAUAGGCUUUUCUAGAAAAAAAAAAAUCCCAAAAUCACUUUUUCAAAUAGAGUGUAACUUGUAUAUUAUAUACAAUUGUCUGUAAAAUAUUCCCUCCGACUGACUCAAAUUUCCUGCAAAUAGUUUGCUAUAAUUAAUGUAUGAAAAUUCUGCAACAAGCAGCUUCUAGCUAGCAUAGGUCUAGCUGUGCAAGAAGAUACCUCUGCCUUGUAACAUUUGUUUACAGUUCAAUUUUUUUUAACAACAGAUGUUAUACACUGUAGCAAAAUUAUUCAACAUCAGAUUUUCACAUUACAUACCUAACACUGUAAAUAUCUUGCACAUACUUAGCCAUCAAGAGGGUAUAAAAAACUGUUAUAUGGUCUAUUGUCACUCUUGAUAUAUUUGUGGUUAGGAUGAAGUAUUAUUUUUUAAGUAAGUUGCCUGGAGCAUGAUUUUUUGGGUGAGCGUAGUUUUGGGUAGGACUAUUGUUGACAGUGACUGAUGUUUUGACAACCUGUGUGGUAGUCAUCUUCACACUCAAAGAUAUUAUCUUUGUCAUCAUCAUCAUCAUCACCAACAUGAUCAUCAUGAUUGUCAUUUUUGUCAUCAUCAUCAUCAUCAGCAGCAGCACUCUUCAUGCCAGCAUAAGGGUAUCAUGCUGUCUGUCCAAUGUACUUUGUCUUUUAUGGAUGGCCUCUUUUACCCUUUGAGAGUUUCACUGUGGGUACUAAUGUAGUCAAUGGAGCACUGAAAACUGUUUCAAAGAAGACAGACUGCAAAUCAUUAUCGAUGUUGCUGGAAAUAUCUGUAUGCCAUAACUGUUCAUCAUUAGGAUACCUACUAGUAACUAUAUUAGUGUAUUGCAGAACCUCGUGAAGCUCAAGGGAGAAACCCAUAAAAUGUCAGGGAUGAAAGGGGGUGGGGGUCCAAGAGAAUUGGAGUACCAUAUUUCCUCGAAUAAUUGACAUCCCUUGAUUAAUCAGCUCCCUCAAAUAAUCACCCCCCUUUGAUGGAAAUACUUGAAAUAAUCACCUUCUUCAAAUAAUCGCCCCUCCCCUGCCCCUCUUGCCAUUUUCUCUUCCUUUAAUCCCCUGUUUCAAGUUAAAGUGCAAUGAGAUUCAGCAAAGACCGUCAGCAAACUGGUCAGUGAUGAUUCAAGCUCUGAAAAUUAUCAAGGAACUAAAUUUGGAACACUUAAAAAGCCCAUGUUCAUGUUAUUUGACAUGAUUAUUUUUGGAUUUAAUGGAAAAAAAAACAAAAUAUUUAGGGCAUGACUUCCAGUGUCAGUGAGCAAGAAUUAUUUGAAAUAAUCACCUCUCUCGAGUAGUCACCUUCCCUCAAAUAAUUGCCUUCUUUUUGUGCAAAAAAAGAAAUAAUCACCCCCAGCUAUUGUUCGAGGAAACAUGGUAAAUUGUGUAACUGGGGCGGGUGGAUUUCAACACUGCCUCUAACAACGGAAAGUGAGAUGAAGGUAAUAUCCUUUUUUUUGGAGUAAAUUUGAACCCAAUAAUGUGCAAUUCUAUAACAUUGGUUUCAUCUCCAAUAACAAUUUAUUAUAAUAUUUUUAAGCCAUUGCAGUUAUCAGGACAUAGCCAAGUGAUUAGUGCAACUUGCUUUGGACAGAAAAACAGGCCCCUUCUCCUUUGCACAGCCUCUGAGGACUUCAUCUUUAUCUGGAACAUUGACAGAAUUCUUGCUGUUGAUAACAUAAGUGAGUGCAUAUGUUACAGGUCAAAUUAAAUUGAGGUUAAUAUUUUUUAACUUAGGUUGAUUCUCAAUUUUCUUUGUCUCCUAGACUAAUUCCUGAAUAAUUAGGGCUAGAAAACAAAGGAAAUUGGGAAUCAACAUAAAGGUUAAAAAAUUUUAAGAAAGUUUUACAAGACGAUAGUGUUGUAAAACUCAGUUAAUGGAACAUGUCGCAUUUGGCCCUGUGGGGCUAUGUACUUUACACCCAUAUAUCAAUAGUAACUUACAUUGUUGAUAAGUAUAGUGACAUUCUUGAUAAAGUGAGUUUUGUGAGUGCAUUAGCACUCCCAAAAUUAGCAAAAGCAAGACCAAGAAUGGACAGAAGUUUAUAAGGAUUCACUUUUUCAAAGAUCCAUAAUAUAUAACUACAGUGUAUACAGUAUUGACUUGUAUGACCAUGCAAGACAAAAGAAAACAGAGAUUAAAUCACUAUCUAGAAGAAAAGUAUUUCUCUUUGGAAAACUUAUUGUGUUAGCCACUGGAUAGUGAUUAUUACAUGGAUAGUGUUAUCCAGCUUUUUAACAACUUGGGCCAGUUUUUUUCUCCUUGUUCACGGAGAAAGGCUCUGUAGCAGAGUUCACCAAUAUAGUGAUUGCAUUGCUUUUAAUUCCUAAUAAUUAUUGAUAUCUUGUUCCAUAGCUAGUGAUCACAGUAGUGGUAGCCCUGUGGGCAAAGACCUUGGGCAUGUCCAACACCUUAGUUUCAGUCAUACAGACAGACUGUUAACAGUGUGCAUUAAAAAAGAAAUAUGGGUCCUUAAUAUCCAGGUUAGUAGCAAACUAGAGUUGCUACACAUUAGGACAUACCAGUAGUCAGGGUGAUAAAACCUAAGGUUAUAGGAGAGUUGUAUUCUAUAAGAUGACUCGGAUGCCUAACAGAAAAAUCCAUUGGCAGGAUAGUAUUUUCAUCUCAGUAAAUGGCUUUCAGAAAAAUGGCUUUCUUUUUUUAUAUUGACAAAUUGCCACUGUGGCAUGUUAAGUGUGAAAAAACAUACGUUUACAGACACAAUGUACAUGUAGAACUGUAUUUUUUUCUUGGAUGUUUUUUUGCAAAUCAAUUAUUGAUAAUGGGCUUGGAAUGGACAGUUUUAGAGACUAGAUUCUAGACUUGGGAAUUCUUACUUUAGUUAGUGAAAAGUGAGAAAAUUGGCUGGAGUUCUUCAAGAUUUUCAAAUAAUUUGAAAAUCUUGAAGAACUCCAGUCUAUUGAUAUCAGCUUGACAUAAAAAAUAUAUAUAUUUCUAACUUGCACUAGUUAGUUUCACAUUUAGUUUGCUUUAAACAUUUUGAAGAAAUUGUGGGAAACAGAGUUUUUUCAUCCCUAACUCCUCAUUAUUUAAUAUUAAUGUUUUGUACUAUAAAUGCCCUGAUUAGAGUUUGGUGCUGUAAACAUGAACUUGAAAUUUUACAGUGAAUUUUUUAUUCAUCUGAUCUGUUUCUCGCUGAUUUUAGACCAGCAAGUUGGAUACUCUUUUGGAAGGACACACCAGCCUGGUGACUUGUGCACAGUUUUGCCCCAAUAAAGAAUCAAUUAUUGUGUCUAUAAGUGAAGACAGAACAUUUAAGGUUAUGACCUUUUUAUGUACUAAAUAACUUUUUGUUGUCCCUGUAACAAGCAUGAAGAGUGAUCAAUGCAGUGAUGUUAUUUGGCAACAAGCAUGUGUCAGAAACAAGUGAACAGUGUUAGAAUUAUUGCUGGACACUGGAGAAUGGUUAAAAAAAUUAGAUGCAAUUAGGAGAGCAGAAGGUGGAGCCUGCAACUCCCAUACUUAGCCUAUGGAACAGUGUUUUCACCAAUCAAGUCAUUUUUAGCAUCAUUUAAGUUUGAGCACUUUUUCCCAUGAAAAUGGAAGCACUGUUCCAUAUGCAUUUGCAUUGAUAGCAUGACCAUUACAAACAGAAGAUGUAUAUGGUAUCAAAACAUCAGAAAUACUUUUUUCUGGUCUCUGGUUCUAAAUGACUGAUUUGUAAGACUUACACUGUAUUUGAUAUUCAAACUUUUUGGGAAAAUCGAUCUAAAAAAUAAACUGGACUGUGUAAACACCAUUGCAUGGCACAAGGGAGUUUCUCACUCCCAUUUAUUAAUAUUUAUUAUUAUUAUUUUUAUUAAUUUAUUUGUUUUACUAGCUCUUCAAGUUGUCCACAAUAUGUCGGACAAAACGUGUUUUUGUAUGGGUGUUUGAUAUGGCUUACAGUCUUCAGCUUCUCAACAUGUUCAUGUAAUUUAUGAAAUUAAACUUCACAGUAAAUUACCACUUUCACUUUGUUAAUUUAUUAAUUUUGUGAAAUAUUAAAUGGUGUAAAUAAUUUUAUAAAAUAUAAAUUAAUAUAAAUUACAAAUUUUUUAUGUGCAUGCUUAUUAGAGUACCUGAUUACAAUUUGCAGGUUUGGGAUAUAGAUCAGUCAUGCCUAGUCUAUCAGUCAGCCAUUUUGUCAGGUACAAGUCAUUUAAGUGUUUUAAAAACAUUUGAUGCACCCAUUAAUUUUCUGGCCUUGUUAAUCUCUUUUUUUAUAUUAAAAGUCUUUGCACCUGAGGAUAUACUUGGAUGCAAUUUUGAUUGUGUCUUGUACACAUGGCUUGUUGUAACCGAUUAUAAUCCCUUUUUUUAAAAUACAUGUACAUGUAUCAUGCUUUCAAGUUGACCCUUCUAAACGUCUUUCAGCUCAUCCCUUCAUAUCUCUGGCUAUUGAUCCUGUCCAAGACCAGAUGGCUAUUGGCUCUGCAAAUGGAAAGGUAGUAGUGCUUAACUGAGAGUUUCUUACUUGUGUUGAAGAAACCAUCACCGGUAGCCAGACUGCAUUGGGGAGUUGUUGUUGUUCAGUGUCUUCUUAACACUUUCCUUUUUACUAAUAUUAUUAUAGCCAAGGAACAAAAAUACCAAAAUUCAUAUUCCCUUUAGCAAAAUCUUAAGAAAUAAAAAGCACCAUGCAAAAGUUCUGCAGAGGAAGUUUUCAUUUCAGUGGUAACACCAUAGAAUGUCAUCCACAGAUUAAAAUUUUAGAGUGUAAUUAUCAUCAAUUCUUUACCCAAUUAAGUUAAAAGUGCCACUUCUGUAAAUAGUUUUAAAAAGAUGCUGACUGAGUAUUUUACCUUAUAAUUUUAAUUUCUUAUUUCUCAGCACACACUUUUUAUAUUGACCUAGCUAGAUAACGCUUCAGACAAAAAUGCCAUUUAGAUAAUUAUCUUUUAUUUCCUCCGUUAUUUGUAGGUUCAUAUGUAUGAUCUAACUUAUGAUGGCGGCUUCCACUGUCUGUUUGAGCUGGACAUCGGAAAAUUGUUGCAAAAGUACUGGGAUCAGAAGGAAAUUUCUGCUGCUACAUCUUACAAAGGACCAUCAUUUAUAAGCAGUCAACCAGCCUGGCAGAAAGAGCAGAUUCCUGAGGAUGAUAAAGGGACUGUAAUUGAACUAGAACCUGGAACAGCUGUGUUUGGAAUAUAUUUUGUCAAGAAUCCAGAGCAGUCAAAUGCUGGAGUACAGAGUGAUAUGGCCUUAUAUGAAGCUGUUUUUGGGCCACAAAAGAAAGCAGCUAUCAAGUAAGAAACAUCAAGUGGGUUAUAUGAUGAAAAAAAGAAUUAAUUACAGGGUUCCAAAUUUUGGUUUUAAAAUGAGUCAAUGGGGCCAAAUUUAACAAGGCACCCAUAGUUGAUAUAAACUAUUUAUAUGGCCUCCAGAUCGUUAUUGUUGUUUACUUUUAAAACAUCAAUGCAAGUGGGGAAUUGUCACAAAUUACAAUAAUAAUUAGCCUGCUAGAUUCUUUUGGAUACAGUGUAAUUUUUUCUUCAUAAAAAUAAGAACCUAAAUAGCCUAAAUUUGUGCCUUAUUACCAUUAAUAAUGUAAGAACCUGUUUCUAUGGCUACCCUGGGAAAAUCACCAGGCUCUUACUCACAGGUUUUUUAAUGUACAUGUAUUUGAGAUUAAGAUGAUUCAUGUUUACAGAAAUGUAUAUAUAACACAUGUUGUCUCACUAUAACCUAUUUUUUAUUUUUGUAGAGAUGUAUUCCAUGUUCCCUCCAUUGUAGCCUUAGCAACCUCGGCCUGCAUUAUCCUUCUAAACUGCAAUAGCAGAGAGCCACUUUACAUACUGGACUUUCAAGGUGAACUACUGUGUAACGUUGUAAAACUGAUCUUGACCAUGUCUGUCACUUUAAUCUUAAAACAGCUGCCUUUGGUGCUAGACACCUACAUUCUGAUUUCUUUUGAGCAGUAAUAAUUCACUUGUCGUUAAUAGAGAGGAGAAGUUGUUAUGUCAUGUUGCCAUGGUAGCAAAAUUUCUGGAUCUCAACUAACUGUUGUCCUGCAAACAUGUCAAAAAAAAGAAAAACUUGACAUUUAUGACUUUCCUGUGCAUGAUUGCACUCAGGGACAAAACGAUAGCCCAUAUUUUUCUUCCAUCGUUUCACAAGGCAAUAGGCCGUCUCUGUCAAGAAACAUUAUUGAGUCUAGAAAUUUUGCUACCAUCGUAUUAAACGUAAUGUCACACUUUUCCUCUCUAUUUUUCUCUUAAUUUAAUGAUCUAUACAGAAAUUCGACCAAGAAAGUUCUUAAGUAAGUUCUGCUAUGUUGGAAAUCGCUCAAAAUGUUUUUAAAGCAACAAGGAAAAAUCUUAGCCUUAAGGGGGCUAUGUCACAAGGACAUAAUUUGCAGUUUUACUGUGCUAAAGUCGUUACCUUAAUAGUGCCUUUACUAGACUACGAGCAGUCUCCCUUUAUUCUUGGUCCAUCGAGCAAAACGCGCGAGACACGCAAAUGACCACGCGCGUGACCAAAGGCGCGAGAUGGGAGCUUCAGAAGAUGGGAGCGCCCUCAUUUCUCGCGUCUCGAGGCUUCGCCGCUCGACGCUCGCGCGCGCGUGCACUCCCCUCACUAAAUCUGUAGAAAAGGAGAGACUGCUCGCGUAAUAAUUUUUUGGUAAUUUUUGCAGCCAUACCAUUAAAGCUUGAAAAAGUUGGGCCAUUUUUUUAAAGUUUCAAUCCAUAUCCAUCUUUGCAAUCUGCUGCAACAGACGACAGGAAACAGUUUCAAUGCAUAAAUGUAGUCUUAAAUAACAAAACUGGACCAUUAUUUUUGGUAUUAUAUUGAUUUCAUAAAAGUUUUAGCUUUUUAUAGAGAUAGCAAAUAGCGUUAGGUAGACCUCUUUAAACCAACCUUGAAAAGCAGUUUCUUUAUUGUUACAGAGCCUGUUUUAUCCAGUGAUGAGCUGGAUGAAGUUCAGUAUAACAUAUCUACUCCUGGUUCAUUUGCCUUUGCUCAGAGACCCAACGGUAGUGUAAGUUUUUUUAAAAUUUUGUUAUUUGGUUGAACACUAUUUAACAUGCAUAAAUGGAAUGAGAUUUUUUCAUUCAAGAUAUAUUUCUCUGUUUCUGACUGGCUUCAGACCCCCUACUAAUUUUUCGUGUCCAGCUAGCGUUGACCAAAUUUGAAAGACGUUUGCAAUAUCAGGUAAAAUGACGUCAAUGGUGUCGGAUAUCGCUAGAAAAAUGUAUGGCAACCGGGAGGCUCUGCGGUACGAUGUUGCAUUAGAUUAGCUGUUUUGGUAAAGCUGGAGAAAAUGGCGGUGAAUUUCAAACGUUUUGAGAGGUAGAAAUAGCCGAACCGCAGCCUAAAAACAUGGAAAGAAAAGCAAAAAUACAACUCGACCGAUGACACCUGCCAUUUCUGUUAUUUAAAGAAUAUCUGCUAGCUUAAAUAUCCAUUGAUAUCCUGAUAAAGGUAUUAGCUUCUUUUUAAAGUCUGAAUUAUUUUGAAUUAAUAAAAAAACAGCAGUGAUUGUGUUCGGUUUUCGUUUGAUCUAAAGAAUUAUGCAGACGAGAAAAAAUGAAAGCAAGCUUCUUGUCGAACAAAGCGAUUACGUGCUCUGAACAGCUCUUUAUGAGUCCUCAUUGACUUACACGCUAAUAGUUUAUAGAUUCAUCAUCAAUGAAAAUAAUUGUCCCUCUGUCAUUUAAAUGAUUUAACAAAGUAACAAGUUUUCAAAUCAGGCAAGUUCACCUUGGAACAGCUUAUCAACUUCAAUCUGUUGUAUUUUUUUUUUAAAUAUCAUUUCAGGUCACUUGUAUGAUCGGCAGCUUGUUCCAAAACACUGUUAACGUCGUGAAUAUUAAACUGCCAAUGAUUAACAAGGAAAACGAAAGUGUCUCUGAGGUAACUCUUGAUAACUUUUUUUCUCUAUAAAGGGGUAAAUUCAAUAAAACUUAACAGGUGUAAUGUACAAUCGUAGGUAUGUUUUCAAACUCUGAAACAGUAGCAACACUUGUAAAAGUUUCAUUGAAUUGACCCCAGCUUUCUGUGUGGAGUUUUAAAAUUGAACAGUUUGUAAACGCAAUUUUUUCUUAAUUUGUAGUGUUUUCCCUUUAUUUACUAGGUCUUGUCUCAAAGGUUUUCGCAGUCAAUAGGUCUCAAUUCCCAUGGUAACCAAGAUGAGGAGACACCAGGCUUAAGAGGAGCAGAGAUGACGUCAACGACCACUAUCACCGUCCUUUCCAAGUAUGUUUUUCCUUAAUUAUUUCGUUAUAGAAGCGCUGUUUUAUAUUUGUAUGGGUAAUAGCAUAAUUUUUAGUGAUAUUUCAAAAUUGUUAUACGUAAUUUCACGAGCCGUUAGGCGAGUGAAGUUUGCGACAAUUUUGAAAUAUCACGAGUGGUAUUUAUGCAAAAUAUCACGUACAAAUCAUGCUAUUAAUUGUUUGUACUACUACCGUUAGAAGGUUUGUAAUUUUCACAUGUAGGUAUUUCAACUUACGCUGAAAUACCACUGCUCUAAGCCAAUCAAAUUGCAGAAAUUUCUCAUGUAGGCGUAUAAUUUGUUUAUACUACUACCCUCAAAAGGUUUGUAAUUUUCACAUGUAGGUAUUUCAAAUUAAGCUGAAAUACCACUGCUCUAAGCCAAUCAAAUUGCAGAAAUUUCUCAUGUAUUAGUAUAAGCUGGUAAACAUGUUCUUGAGAUUAUUGCAAUUUAUCGGUAUUAUGGUGACAGCCUUUUGCUAGUUUCUAGGCCUCAAAAUUUUGCUUCGCGCGAUCGAUGCUUUUGGGAUGGGUCGCGCGAUGCAAGCGAAGAAAUGGAUAAAGAAAGCCAUACAGGAAUUAAGCGUCUUUACUGCAGACUAUUUUUCAGUUGACUGUCAAAAACUCAAACCUCGUCUAGGCCAAAGUGGACAAAACCCAGUGCACCAAUCAGAAGUCGACGUAAAUACAUGCAACCGGCGAAAAGCGCGGGAAAAACGAGUGUGCGCGAACAAAUCCCGAUUGAAUUUGAGCCAGUUACAGAGAAUUUAAUAACAGGAAACCAAUUCAAUUCCGAAAUAAAACUUUCCAAACUUUAUAUUGACACCUGGAAAAUAAAGGACUUUUGUUAAAACAAGUGUGACUGAAAUAUUAAAAUAAAGCAAUUAAAUUUCUUGCAGUUCCCCCUUGUGCAGCAACUCGCCAUUGAAGGCGGAGCUUGUUCCAAAAACAGGGACGAAACAACACCAACAGAAAAGACCGUCACAAAAAGGUGCUUGGUGACCUGUGUAGUGUUUGUACCAAAUUCCAAGGGAUACUGUUAAACCAUAUUGCACUGUAAUUGCUCUACCAACAAGAUCGAUUUUUUUGUGUGUUUAUUGCAAUAGACCAGUUCAUGAUUGCAUUCAAAAUGUUUCUGUACAUAUCAUUCACAGCGCUUUCAAACUGGCAACUGAGUUAAAUUGUCAUUAUUCAGUACUGUUUAUUUUCCAAGCUUUUUUUCUUGUACAGUUAAACCAUCGCUAAUUACCAUUGAAUUUAAGGAAACCCAAAGCGAGAGCCAAGGACUUUUUUUUAAGUUCAACAGGUACUAUAAGAAGGAAGAAAAUUUAAGCGAAUAAGCCAGAUCACUUCAAUGAACUGUCAUCCCUGCGUAUCGACCAUAUCUCCGUUCCAACUUGCUCACCAAUACUUUUUCACGUUCGUGGUAAACGGUCUUCACUUUGUACAUGAGAAACUAAUGAACUCAAAAGUUACAUGAAAUUAAGAAAAAGGUUUCGGUGUUCCUCGUAUGCACAUAGAAAGUAAUUUUAAUGCCUUAAGAAGCUAGGUUAAGGCGAGUCUCGUCACAAGGGUUCUGUGAGUGUAUGUCAAAACGAUGCCAUAAAACGGUUUUGUAUCUGGUGUUUCAGGGAAAACAUUAGGCGUUCGCGACAAACCACUUACUUUUCACUCAAAGGUCAAAUCGUCUGGUUACUCUGCUGCUCCAAGGUAUGGUUUGGCAUUGUAAUUUAUAUUUAACCCUUUAACUCCCAAUAGUGACAAAGAUCAAUUUUUCUCCUAACAAUAUCCAUAUAAUGUCAAAAGAUAAGUUAUGUGAAUUAAUAAAAUGAUCAUCCAAGAGAAAGUGCCUUGAUCUAUUAUCAAAUUCUCUCAACUAAUUCGUAAAGGAAAUGUAUGGAGAUCAAUUUGGAGAAUUUGUAUGUGGAUACUUGGGCUUGAGGGUUAAAGGAAAUGAAGAAAUAAAUAGUGACUCGUUGGGACCUCGGUAAAAGGUGACGCAGCCACUUAAUAGAGGAUUACCGCUUAAUUAAUAUAGGUCAAUUUUACCGUAAAAAAUUUAUUUACGGGACUUUGGUAAAUGACUUCGUAAAAGAGGUGACCACUUUUAAGUGUCACACCGACAGCGUUACAGUAGUUUGGUGGGUGGCCGUUUAAUACAGGUUCGCUUAGAUAACACAGGUUAGAUUGUAAUUACAAAUCGAAAUUUCCGUAAGACUGACACCACUCGAAAUACUAUGAUUUUUGUCCUCCCAAGACGGUAAGGCGCGCGGCAAGCCACUUGUCAAAGAAUGUUAGGCGGAAUUCCUCAACAGGUUUACAAGCCAAGUUUAUUACCGGUACUUUCGUAGAUUAUUAGAUAAGCUCUAAGUGUUAACUUAUUACUGGUCCCUUUCUUUUGGAAAAAAUUAGUGAUCUGUACCAAAAAAAGAAAAUAUUCUUAAACUUAUACUUCGAAUUUAUCCUUCGGGAAAUACAGGGAUUACGAAUAUAAAGGAAAUCCCGAUGUAUAUUUCCGUCCAAAACCCCGGACUGUAUUUCGUUGUUUUAGCUUAAGCAAACGUCGAUAAUAAUGUCGAAUAUAAUGAAGCCACGUUCGUGUUCAUUUCACAGAUCUAAAAUGUUCUCGCCAAACACCAACAUGUCGAACAGAGCGUCGUCGGUCUCUUUGAAAAGGACGAAUGCCUCUUCUUCAAGUGUUAGGUGAGUUAUAAUUGAGAUGAAUGAAAAUUUAUAGCUGGAGUCCAUCGCACUGUAGUCUCUAUCUGCUAUAGGUAAGUGUUCAAGGGCGUUAGAUUUUAAGCCUAUUUUUAGAUUCCUUUUCUGGGAAAUUUGCUUUGACCUUCACUACUGGAAUUGCUCCCUUCGCUAGAAUCCGAUGACUUUAAACUCAAAGAAUUAAUUGGAGCAGCUACCCUCGGUUGAGACUUAUCUAGAAUUGCUGUUCAUUUACUGGGAAUCCUAUACCCUGCUCUAAUUGGUUGAGAGGUCUUUUUUGGCGCGAAAGAUGUUUUUAUAAAUAGCGGGACAGUCUAUAACGCUGUCACCCAGGUCUAGAGGAGUGGUGGAAGCUCUUGGAAUGGAAUAAAGGAACAACUGAACGAAUGAGAUCCUUUACGAACUGAUGAAUUUUCAUUAAUUAGAUCACUGUGUUUUGCGGCAUUUUUGCUUCUAUGGCCAGUUGUGGCUUAUAAAGUAACAGGCUUUCUAUUUUUCAGUAGAAAAUUUCCCUUUUAUCAUAGGUCAUCUCACAAGGAGUACCCUAUGGACAGCGAAGCUCCGACAAAUUUGCAGCAUAAAAUACCGCUUACGGAACAGCCAACUCCUGUAAACAGCCUUGUGUUUUCAGGUACGGGAGCAAAAUUAAAAACUUUUAUAUCCGGUAAUAUCCAAACCAGGCAAAUCAGUUAUUAGAACUUAGGCCAUUCCGAGGUUGGGCGUGUGCGACUCGGUCAGUGUUUUGUCAAAUUGCAUUGUGGGACUCCGCUUCUUCUCUUUUCCAUUUGAAGGUUGUGCAGGAAACUGGGUCAAAAUUCGUCCCCCCAAAACAGUCCCAUAGUGCAAUUCGAUACAACGUCGACCCAGUUUCAAACUCAAAAUAGUUAAUUUAGUGGUGCAUCUACUGCCAAGCUCUGGCAAAUGCGCCCCUCGUAUCGAGCGCGAGUAAAACGCAACUUUGUCUUCUAUCGACCAAGGCAUGUUGGGGAGAUUUUACUCUAAACAAAGCGCGGUAAAACUAGUGCCAAUGGCAUGAAAUCUUUUAACUGUGGCCCGGUAACUGAAUCUAAGUACGAACAAACAUCUGGGACUCGGAACCAGUGGCUGCAAAAUUUAUACUGCAUGAGUCCCAUGACGAGAAGGAAACUGGGCCGAGUUAACUUUCCCAGAGGCUUCUGGGACAGUUAAAGCUGGCGCCUCCCCAGUAACAAUCCCAGAAACAACUGCGGGGCACGUUUCGAUUCCAGCUCCCUUCUUGUUUUUUAUAGUGGCAAAUGGUUUACUGAUCAUCAUUUUAGUUCACUCUUUUCUUUAGUUGUCUUAUUUCCUCAUUGUUGAAAUGUUUCUCCACAGGGGAUGGACGACAUGUAGCCUGUGCACUGGCGAACAAGAGCGCUCACGUAUUAAGAACUCCACCUUCAAGCAAAGAGACAGUAUUCAGUGGUCAGGUUAUUUAUUGUGGUCACUAUAACACCAUCUGCUCGUUUUGAAAAGCUCGCACACAAAAUGAGCUGAAUUCAGACUAAGGGAUUUGUGGAGAGUCAGCUGACUUUAGAGCUUUUUACUGACGCUGGGUUCCAACAGCCUGAAAUGUAUACUACUGAAUCAAUAAGUUGCUAUUUGAGCGAUAAUCAUAAAGUUUAAGUUGGAGUGAUCCGUUGUUGAUGUACGGCCAGGCUAUGCGGUACUCAAUGAUUAGCGUCUGCGUUGCUUUUUCCCCUUUUUUAAGUUCAUGUACUUAAGACAAGGGCGUACCCAUCCAUUUUGAAACGGGAGAUCUAACUCGUCUGACACUACCACCCAAGAAACAGCAAACUGAGAGUGAUGGACACUCAAGUGGCCUGAAGUUUGCAAGUCUUGCGCGUACGCAAAUCUUAACGUCGUUGGUACAAAUGAUGAAAGUAGAUACCAGCCGCUGUUCGGGAAAUGAGCCCGCGCUCCUCCCCCGAAAAGGCGAACCCGAGAGAACGGCGGAAAUCAAACCCAAUGGAGCGCCUUUAUUCCACUCUUUACUUACCCUUCAAAUGCAUGACUGCCACGCAGUUAUUUCCCACCAGACGGUGCUUGAGUGUUGCCUAUUAUCUCAAAUUAAGGCUGGCAAAAAUUUGGAAAACAUAUCACGAGAGCGGUACAUAAUAAUCAAGAAGGAACUGACGCCUUCGAAUUUGUUAUUUAUCCUGUUGUAGGCCAUGAUGGCUCAGUCACAAGCGUAAAUUUUAGCCACGACAAUAACUGGCUUCUGACGUCAUCAUGUGACAGGACAGUUAGGUUGUGGAGUCAUAGUCAGUCGGAUCCUUUAUUGACAUUGUCAUCUGUCAAUCAUAACUUUGCCACUGAAUUGGGUAGCUCUGCUAAGUUAAAGGUUAGUGGUUUGAUAUACUUUGGAGAUCCCUUGUUUGCCUCGGGGCAACAAACUGUAACGAAGUGUAUGGGGGAGUCACGAGAACUCACCCUGAAAACCUCACACGAAAGGAAACGCAGCUUCACCGCUCGCUUGUUCUCUUGCUGGUCGCUUUGCUCGCCAGAAUUGGAGAGCUUGAUCGCAACCUAGUGAAAUCCAGUCAGUUUUGUUUGAAUUUCUUAACUCAUUAAGAUCUGAAGUGAUGAAAAUAUUAAUCUCAUACAUUUGAACCGCGGAAUGUAGAAAUAGAUUUAAGGAAGAUCAUCGUAGUCAAGGACAUCACUGCAUAAGAUGCGUUUUUAACUGCGAUGAUCUUCUCUACAUUCAUUCCAUUAAGAUUUGGUCCAAGCUGGGUAAACGAAAACAGGAGUCUCCAAAGAAAUGAAGAAAAAUUUAAAAUUUAUUUUCGGAAGUAAUUUUAAUGGUUGGGUUUCUUUGGAAUGAUCCGAAUCAGGAUUGAUGAUCCAAGAUCACUCGGAUAGUGUGAUAGUGGUGCGAAAAAGGAAACGCUAAAUCCUUUGAUGCACUGAUCCGAGUAAUCAUGAUAUAAACCCUAAUCUGAACCAUACCGCAGGAACGCACACUGAACUUGUUGUUUACUGCAUCUUGGUUCUUUAUUUAUCGAUUCAUUUAUUUCUGUUUCUUUUCACAGGACAACCCAUUGUUUCCUAAAGAAAUAACCCAGGCAAAGUUUUAUUAUGUUGACAAAUUUAUCCUUCUUGCCUACGGAAACGGGCUACAUAUGUAUAAAUACCAUAUUGAUGCCGGAAACAAAGAUGACGUCAAAAGGUGAGGUCAGCAGUGUACUCCUUUGGCGCAUGCGACGUUUGAUAACAGUUUGGGUUCUUGUUUAUGUUUAUAUGGAUGAACAUUUGACCAAUAGGAAAGGGGUACGGGUUGGGAAUAAUAAGCGCAAAGCACGCUAAUUGAACUACAGUCUAACCUCUCCUUACGGAAACCUCUAUAAUACGGACACCUCUCUAGUACGGACAGUUCGUUUGGUCCCAGAAAUGCCAAAAAUCAUACAUUCCCUACCUCUACAAUACCGACACCUCUGUAAAGCGGACACGUGGUUCUGUCCCUUUGGUGUCCGUAUUAAAGAGGUUUGACUAUAUGCGGAAAAAGAAAGCAAUUUUUUUGCCUUGAAAUGAUAACAGGAGGGCAACGAAACUAAAUCAACAGACAAACUUAAAGGUAGCUAGUUACUUGAAUGAUUACCAAGUGGAGAAAAAGACACGGAGUUUGGUCAGUUGGUUUAGUGAGCUACAGUACUAAAGUGACAGACCGGCUAGGCUUUCCCUAUGUUGACUUAAUUUUAAUUAGUGGGAAGAAAAGGUAAAAUCAGGAUAAAUCACGAUAAUGUUCAUACGCAAAUUGUUUUAAUCUUACUUGCAGUUUCCGUUAAGCCUGUGAAAACGAUUUUGUUACUCGGCCAAGGCGCACCUUAAACUUAGUAUCCAAAUUUUCGUUUCUGCUUUCUGAUCAUAAAUGACGAUGAGAUUUUUCCUUGUGUAUAGGUAUCAGUCGAACAACAAGUACAAACUGGUGAAGAUCUUUCAACAGGAAAGAGCCCAACAAAUCACCUGCUUCUCCGCAAUAAAUGGAUUCCAUUCCUGUAUCCUCUAUCUUGUGUGUUUAUUAUUCUUCCUACUCAUCAGUAGUGACUACAUGAAGGACUGCAACCUCGUUCUCAUGAUCCUUUUCUGCUAUCUCUCUCCGGGGGCCGAGUUGGACAGAACCCUGGGAACGAGGUUGGAUGAACCACACCGGGCGUUAGCUCGUAAAAAUAAUCACAUGUUUUGUUGCGUGGUAACUUCAUCCGGUGUUGCAUGUAGUAGCAUAACAUAUCAAGAAAUUCUCAAGGACUUUACUCAUCAUCCUUUCCUUGAUGAUUGUGCAGAUAUAGUUUUGUGCUGCGGCUCCAACAAAUCUAUAGAGGUGUUUGAUAUGAAUGCCGCCCGCUCUGUCCGCGUGGUCCUGGACGCCCACACUCGGCCUGCUCAUACGAUUUGUCAGAACGAGGUAAGUAACGCAUUAGUCCAGUUCGGAUCCUCUCUCUGUCACUCUCUUUUACAUGACGACAGAACGUGACAGUGUGUGAGCCGGACCAGUAACGCACGUGCGGUUUGGGCAGCGUGGGUCACAACCUGGCAAAGUAACGCAGCAACCUGGACAUAAAAUCCGAAAGCCUCGAUUCCCGAUUCGAUAUGUUUCUUGGUAGUCCGGAGAUCAUCUCGUCGUCACUGGAUCAUAAUCAAGUGGUUUGCCUCCUGUCAGUCAAGAUUAAUUACUCACGUAUUCGCCAUUUUCAAAUUGCCUAUAAUUCACCUUCUCCCCGCCCCCCCGCCUCCCCGAAAAAAAAAUGCAUAAACAUUGUCUUCAGUUUCUGUAAGGUACGACUGUAUGUUACACCCUUGAAAAAAUAGAAACAAUGGUUAUGCAAAAUCAGCUUCAAACUUUGCGCAACAACAUACAACAGGGUGUGUAAAUUGACGCGACAUGCAACAUCCAACAAUGCCGGGAGUUGUUGGCCAACAAUGUUGCGUCCGUCUGCACAGGGCUUUAUGAUUCGCCGUAAAAUUCGUUUCGCCUGAUGAUUGGUGAAGCUUUCGUAGGCGAAGAAAAAGGGUUGUAAUAAUUUCAACUUUUAAUACCUUUUGUUAUGCUCUUCAUGACUCAGGGUUCAAUGUUCGUUUCGCACCCGCCCAGUGCCUAUGAUUUGUUUUUGACGGCUGCAGUGACUGAUGGAAUAAAGUUAUGGGACCUGCGCACUAACAGGUGUGUCCGUCGGUAUGAUGGUCACGUGAACAGGUCGCAGCCAGUUGGACUUGACAUCAGUCCCUGCGCAAGAUAUAUCGCCACCGGUUCAGAAGACAGAUCGGUAAGUCGUUAAUUGUUUUUAUUAUUAUUAUUAUUAUUAUUAUUAUUAUUAUAUUAUAGUUAAUUCAUAAUCUUAUUAAAGUUUUUGCCUUCAUUCUAAAACUAGCCGUAUGUGCAAGCGUAUUUAUCACGUAAAAUAAAGUGUCCUAUGUCCUAACUAAUGCGUGGUACCAGGUCGUUCCACCCGAAGGGCGAUUCGCGCAACGGCAGUCCACCCGCACUUAAGUCUAUUCGCCGGAUGUUCGGCGUCUGAACCGGGCCUUACCGGCAGUGCAAGGUGUCAGUGUCAGGAGAUACUUCGCUGCACAGGCGGCGUUGUAUACCUUUCAGCAAAAGUAAGUCGCGAGUGCGAGACUAAGGAGCCCAUACGUGGCUCCCAGGCACCUACAUAAAACUGAACUUACCAGGAACAAAUACCGAGCACGCCGCGAGGGGCAAUUUCUAAACCGGCCAUUUGUUUUGGCACUGCUUCGAAUCUCGUUGCCUGGGCAGAAUCUACUGAUUUCCCCAUUUUGGUGUUAUUACUGUUAACCUUGCCAUUUCUGCUUUUUUGUAGGCUUAUCUGUAUGACAUUCGAGGCAAUUCAUUUUGUCAUCGUCUCACAGGCCAUACAGAUGUGGUGUCAGAUGUGUCAUUCCAUCCUGCUCGACCUCAGGUAUGCACAAUCUAUUAGUACCGAGACGGCUCUGUAAUGCUGCUAUGACACGCUACUUGCUAUCCUCUUUUUAAAAGCUAAAACCUUUUUUUGCAUAAAUUGAAUUCCAAAAGUUCUGGUCCAGUUUCGUUAUUGAAGACCAUAUUUAGGCAUUGAAAGAGCUUCCUGUCAUCUGUUGCAAUGGAAGACAAGGAUGGACAUGGAUUGAAACUUUUUUAAAAAGUUGGCCCAACUUUUUCACGAUUUGAAUUCUACGCCUGCAAAUAUCACCAAAAAAUGGUUAUUAUGGUUAGUGCUUCCUGAUGAAAUUUAUUUGGUAUCUUCUUCAUUAGCAUUUUGUGUAUUAGUUAAGGUAUUAAGUAAUGACUCCAGCACAGAAUUGACCUAAAACAGCGAUAUUUUCAUGGCUAAUGAUCCCUUUCGGGGUCAUUAUACGUUUCUGGGAAAUUGCCCACCUACCCCUCCCCUAAGCUAACAGUUUACCCUAAGUGAGAACUAAAUGUCAAUGUUAGCUUAGGGGAGGGGUAGGUGGGCAGUUUCCCAGAAAUAAGGAUAAGUCUGUAAACCAACGCAUUGUUUUUAGUGGAAUUGACGUUUCGUAUACUUAGCAACCGACUUUUAAAAGUAACCGUUACCAGGAGCCCAUCUGCCGUUACCAAAUGGGGUUGUUUCUUGGUGUUGCGGAUGCUAUUGUUGGCUAGCAAUUGAGUUGUUCUGUGGGUAUUUUUCAGUGUCUUUUCAAUCUUUUGUAUUACGUCAUUUGGUGAUUACACCCGUCCGCAACACUAAGACACUCAGGCUUCCAAUCAGGCCCUUAGAUGUUGUUUCGGACGCGAAUGUUUCUCAAUUUAUUCGCGCGGGAAACAAGAGGCGAGAAUACUGCUAUCUUUGUCACGAGCUUGGGACGUAUGAAAAAUCUGAGUUUCUGUCGGAAUUCGAUCUUGUGGUAUCAAAGAAUGUUGGUUGUUGGUUGGUUACUUUGAGCUCUGAGCGACAGUGGAACUCCGGGUAAACGGAACUAUGCCAUAUACUUGUCUCGUUCCAGUCCGACUCUCCUUUCCCCAGACUCGCUCGGAAAUAUUCAUUAUGGUGACGUAACUGAAUCGAAAGGCUCUCGUUUGGCUCGAAACACUGCACGUGACCCAUACGUAACGCACUGACCGCACCGCGAAAAUAUUGAGGCUUAGAAAUUGCGCAAGGUAUUUACAGUUAUACAGCUUUUUCGAGAAACGUGAACGCGACAAUCCUGAAAGGUAUUGUGGAUGGUUUUGAUCUUCACUGUUCUACAAAGAAAUUUGAAAGAAUGGCACAAGAGGCCACGGACAUAUGUUCGCGAGUGCUAAUGGAAGGCAACAAAAGUAAGGAACAGUGUAUUGAUUAAUCCCCCCUUUCGGGAUUGUCGCGUGCACAUUUUUUUCCGACAACCUUUCUCGAAAUUGCUGUGCCCUACUUACGGGAUCUAGGAUCAUCAACAUCAAAUUCAUCCCGUACAGUGAUAAAUAAUUAAAGAAAGUAAAUGUAGAUCUCGAUAAAUAAAUAAUAGAAUUUUGAUUUGUCACAAGUUUAUGAAACAUUGAAACAAUUCCAAGCACGAAAAAAACAUUUAAGUAAUUCCAAGCGCGAGAAAAAUGGCCGCUUUCCAGUCUUUCAACAUUUUGGGAAAUUUUGAAAUGUGAAUGAAUAGAGCGAGAUUUUCUAGACACAAUUUUCUCCAAAAAUCCCUCCAAAAACUGGAAAAUUUCGAAAGAGAACAUUCAACAGAAAAUUUGGGAAAUUCCGGUGACAACAUCGAAUGCAGAAAAUUGCAGGCACACUUUGAGAGGUUGUCUUUUUUUCGGAGCUUUCGUAUAAAAACGGACGCUAAAAGAGUGUUCUAGUCCCUUUUUUGUUGUUGGUUUUCAUUUGUUUGUUUUUCUGUUAGCCGGCAGGGUGCAAAGAAAGUCAGUUUUACAGCUUGUCAUCCGGGCAAGCUGUAGAUAGCAUGUACUGACCCAGGAGUCAUUUCAACUAGCCCGGAAAACAUAUUUUGAUGAACAGGAUUGAUAACAGUUCUUCUGUAAUUUGAAUUCCCCCAAAAACUUCACUUACCCGUCGGGCAAGAACAGAAUUCACUAGCCCAAUAGCAAAAUAAUCUAGCCACGACUUUCUUUGCACGUUGAGUCGGCCUUUAUUGUUGAAAGCAAAACACUCAUUAUGUCUGAAGCAGUGCCAAGCACCGAAAAAAGAUGUGAUACGUGGGCCGGCUGCACCGCAGGCUACCAAACAGAAAGAAAAAAUAAAUGUUGGUUGCGCAUAUCAUCAUUUUUUUUUUCCACUCUUAACUGGAUGAAAAUACAUUUAACUGUCCUUUCUGCUGAGAAUACCAACCGCUUCCUAAUUUAUUACCUAGAAAUUAACUAUUUCACUUUUUUUCAUACAGCGUGCAAAUCCUCCGGUGAAUUUUGACAUCAUUUACAUUUUAUAAAAAUGGCGUUUUAAUUCGAUUUCACGGGCGAAAGACGAAUUGUAGUGGUUUCUUAGAGCAAAUGUCGUGAGUGUUGAGUUUUCAAAACAAUCACAUGACUUGACCAUUGCUCGUUGUAGCAAAGUAUCUUGUUGCCAAAUUUGUUCCGGCUGGGAAUCGAUAUCAAGAUGAGUUUUACAGCCGAUUCUAUAUUUACUGUACUUGUUUCAUUCGCUAGAAAAGAUUGAAAAAAAUUUACGUACAAACAAGAAGUUAAGAGACCCUACCUAUCAGUUAUCGAAAUGAAGAUACACCCUUGCUCUAAAUUAAACGAUGUUCUCAUUGAUCAGCUUCGUUACAACAGCGACAAAAUUCAUGAGACUUUUUAAGUUUUAAUGAUGAACUGUGACACUUUGUGGAAUUUUGCGAAUAUAAAGUGAUUCCAAAGCUUAAAUAACUUGCUUUCAAAGGGCUAAAGUCACGGCAUUCCAAAUUCUUUCGUUUUACUUCAACAUCGACGUAGCAACGCAGUUUCUUUAGGAACUUCCUUGAACCCAGUUAAUGACACAACCGCCUAUUGCUCGGUUUACUGGAUGAGCGAUGAUUGCGUCGGAGUUUUCAUUGUAGUUUAUUAGUUAUUUUUGGCGUCCAUCCCCAACUAUUAAAAAAGGAUAAAACUUCUUGCGCAGACUCCUGUUUACUCAAUUUGUGACUUACAGGAAGUUUCAACUGAAUUAUAUAAGUGCUAGAUAAAAUAUUGAAAUAUUACGUAAAUAGUAUUGUUUUCAGUGGAGCUUUUUAGUUUAAGAAAUUGUCGAUCUCUCUCAAAGGUGGACAAUUCGUUGAAACUUUCGUGUUAUCAUAAGUUUCUUACUGUUUUUUUUUUUUGCGUCCUCGAUUGCCCAGCUUCAUGGGAACAAAAUUGCAAAAACGCGAGUAUUUCACGUCGCAAAAUUGACAGCCACGAUUGAAAAGCGGGAAACUUAACGACAAGAAGUAAAAGGCAAAAACAAUUCCUCCACUUGAGAGAGGGGGCGAUAAUAAAUGUUUAUUUCCCUUCCACCAAUCGUGAAAUGUUCCUUAAAAUAACGGGCAAACCAGUAACAUCCUGUAUCAGUUUUUAUAGUAAGACGAAGUAGCAAGCAUCAAAAAGUUCCCUUCUUUGUCAAUGAAACAAGGUAACCGACAGAUUCCUCAACGUGUUUAUUUUUUUUUUGUUUACUGCAGCUUGUUACCGCUUCUCUGGAUGGUAAAUUACGCUUCUAUUCAGAUCAAGCUUGAAGAAAAAUCAUUUUUAGGUGAGUUUACAGAUCAUAUUUUCUAAAAAAUGCACAUUUUUCAAAUUUUCAAGAUUAAACGUGUAGAACCACUGUAUACCCCACAGUUUGACAAAUAUUUGAGUUAAAUCGGCUCCACCCUCGAAUUCCACAAAACCCGUAACAGAAUGGAGAGAAUUGAGCAUUACUGUUAAAUUUCUUUGGAUUGUGUUGUUUUCUUGAAUGGGAUUAACUUAAAAGGACCGGCUAUACUGAAAAAUGUAUGUUUGGUGUUGUGGUGACAAAAGCGACUAUGUCGACUUCCUGUAAUAUCCUGGCCUUUGCGGGGGAAGCGGGAGAAAUGGGGUAGUGGGGGUGGGGGGAGGAGAGUAUUCUCCUCUGUCAGUCCUGCUUCUGUUUUUGUGUUGGAGAGCUGCGAUAAACCUUGGUUGUUUCAGUUCUUUUAAGAUCUCGAAGUUUAUACACCGAAGGUCAUGUCUUUAUUCAAGCCCGGUUAAAACGAUAGUCGUUCGUAAUAAGUGCAGCAAAGAUCAAUAAAGUGGGACCCUGUUAGUCAAUAUAUUGUUUAUCGGACUUCCUGUUUUUAGUCAAGUUUAGUGAGAAGUGGCGAAAACAAUAUUUUAGUUGAAGCACUUUGAAAACUUCUGAUACUGAUGUUCCGCCAACCCUAACGGAUGCCUGCAAAGUUCAAGAUACAAAGUAUUUUAUUCAAUGAAUGCUUUAUCGCUGAAAAUCAAAGUCGUGUCGAGCCUCACAGUUGAUGACGUAAGGGUCACGUCCCUAUAUAAAAACGUUUUGAUCAGCUUCUGCAACUCGGACGAAAUUUCUUUCAAAGCGAGACGGUUGAAUAGGGGAGUGUGUAAUCACAUAGCAUGGCAUUAAAGUUCAGUUUGACAGCGACAACAACAAAACAAGUACCCUCAAGGCCUUUUAAAGAUUUUUUAAAAUACAUACUCAAUUUUUGCGAAAACUUUGUCGAACGUUAAAACCCUUCUGUGGUCCGAUUUAUCCUUUUGACAUCCAACGUCUUCUUGUUCAGUUUAGCUGAUUUUUUUCUUUAAAAGUUGAGAAGAACAUCAGAUUACGAAGGUUGUUAAAAACUAAGCACACGUGCGUACGUGCUCUACUUCCAUGUUUGUUUUUGAGUAUGACAAGCAACUUUUGUUGUAUUAGAUGGGCGCAUAUGUAGUAGAUGGACGCGGAAUUACCUUGCAAAAAUUUCCAACUGCAAAUUUAUUUGCAAUUGUCAGCGUUUUUAUUUGCGUGUGCUUGCUAAAGUGAAAACUGAAAACGAAAGUUUCACUGGAUUUUGCAAUCAAGUCGGAAGUCGAUUACGCUCGCACGCUGUUUACAUUCCAGGCUUUCCUCCAAAUAUGGCAUAUAUGUCAAUUAUACCUGUCAUUAUUGCCCAAAUAAGGCGACUGACGUCAACCGUUUUGAUGGUUGAACUUGGAUGAGUAAGGAGGAAGGUGAAUUUCGCCGGCCUGAUUUUCUUCUGAGACACACAGAUUUAACCUUUUUCUGUAAGCAGUGAAGGAUUUUUCUUGAACUUCAGUCUUGAAGUGUACAGAUUGGAAAGUAUUACCUGCAAAACGGAUUCAUAUCUCUGCGAAUUCUACGCGAAUAUUAGUUUCGGUGAGUUGUAACUUUUUAGGCUACUACUUCAUCAAGUACCUGCUAAAUUUUGACAAUGUUGCCACCGCGAUCUGUACUCCGGCGAUCGCUGGUUUUUCAAGUAUUCUUCGAAGGAGACAUUUGUUUUGGAAAAAUCGUGAACAGUCUUUGUCCUUUUUUUGAACAGGAUUAGUUGGUUUUUCUGAACUUUGAUUUGUUUUGAAGCGAAAUCGUAAAGAAGUUUGAUGAAAACCAUUUUGGGUUUCAGCUCGAGAUUUUACUCCUUUCUUUGCGAUAUGUUCUCAAAUAUCGCCUUAUUUUCUUUGCAAAUUUUUAAGUUUGCGUUUUAUCUUUGUAGGAUGAUAACUGAACGUGCACAAGGCGUUAAACGAAAGCUGAGUGAGGUCGAUGGCGACGAUGAGGUGCUUCAUGGCCGUUGUAUUCAACGGCAGACGGUGUUCAACAUUUCGAUCUGCAAACUGCAGAAAAGCUUCACCAGGUCAGAACCUAUUCUUUGCAGAACCGUGCUUAUCUCAAACACUCUUCGUCUAAUCGAAGAAGACAUCCGAGAAGAGCGCAAGACUUUGGAAAUGACUGUUGUUAGCGAACUUAGCGACGGGCAAACACGAGCAGUCAAUGACAAUAGCGAACGACUGGCUUACGUUGGUCACAAUAUAGGCACGCGAUCACGCGAAGAAUGUGAGACUUUGAAACGUUCUCUAACCUUUGAACAAGAAAUGAACAUCCUGGGCGACAAAAUGGUAAAAGAACUUGAAUUUGACUUGGAGAAAUCUGCGAACAGCGCGCAGAAAAUACCCGCCAAAGCGAAAUCAGACCUGGAGGGGCAGCAACUCUCUUUCGCGCCUGAUUCGAACAACAAUUCUGCGCUUCUUUCCGACGACAACGAUCAACACCACGGGAAAGAAGUCAGUUACAAUGCAGAAGAAUUUAUCAGAGAAAUCACGUGCGGAAGUCUUUUAGGAAUGGAAUUGACAGAGGAAUUAGAGUUUAAAGAUGUAGAUGUAUCACUAUAUGACUUUGACGUUCCGAACGGCUCGUUUCCCAUCGAUUUCGAUGAGUUUUGCACCGCUUGGAACCUUGGAUCAACCAGUGUAGCUACAAAAAGUUUAUCCUCUAGGUGCAGCGAUAGCAUAAAGCUUGAGCGUGCGAACGAUUACGCUUUUGAUGAACUAGAUCAAGUAAUGCAAAUUUUAGUUGGAUCUUAG
Messenger RNA from Porites lobata, 24771 nucleotides. Lineage: Eukaryota; Metazoa; Cnidaria; Anthozoa; Scleractinia; Poritidae. The record is from the annotation of a GenBank genome assembly.